Molecule: messenger RNA, 1402 nt
Organism: Alosa sapidissima (American shad)
Lineage: Eukaryota; Metazoa; Chordata; Actinopteri; Clupeiformes; Clupeidae
Exons: 4
Coding region: 45-818 (257 amino acids)
Source: RefSeq, a predicted model, not a curated record
GAUAAGAGAAAGGGUGGUGCCACCUGUAGAGUGGUAAACAAGGAAUGGUGGCUGUGUGCUUUUCGGCUAUGAACAUGGAGACCAUCCAAAAGUGUGCCUUCCUGCUCUGGGUCCUUAUGUUUGCUUUAGCAAGAUCGGAGAAUGAGAUAAUGACACUCAGAAGUACAGAGUCAGUGAGCCCUCAGUGCCAUGAGCACACCUCCUUGUCCUGCAACAUCACCUCCCAGGAUGAGCCCACCAUCUUCCUGUUUGCCUGGUUUGCUCCCAAUAAGACAGCUCUGUGUGAGCUAAAGGAGGGGCACCUCAGCACCCAUAACGGAGUGAACUGUGUCGUCAAAGGUCAACAACUGGUCCUGACCAUUCGUCACACAAAACCAAUCCACCAGGGGCAGUAUGUCUGUAAGCUGCGCUCCAAUUUAGGAGUAAAGAGUGCAUUCACACACUUGAAAUUACAAGUGUGCCACCACAGUCUCCAUGUCCACAGCCGUGAUGGAAACUCGACGUGCCGCGCCAGAGGCGUCUACCCAGAGGCCCACAUCCACUGGUUCCAGGGGUCCAAGAACCUGACCGACUCCUCAGUGGCCCACCCCAGCGUACGGGACGAGGACGGCACCUAUGAGAUCACCAGCACGCUUCUCCACCGACCCCACUCCACUCUGAACUGCUCCCUGUGGAGGCCGAGCUCUGGGAGAUACCUCAGCAGCACAAGGACGCGUGAAGAGAUGACGCCUCCAGAGGGAGUCAGAGGGAGCUCCAGCAGUUAUGGAGGCACCAGGACGACUGUGGCCCUUUUUGCAGCAGCACUCAUUCUGUUGUGAAAACUGUAUGCACUGUGCAUUAAAGCGGCAGUUGGCAAGAUUUUUUAAUCAUAUUCACUGAAACCAAACACUAUGCUCCGACAGAACAACAUAAAUCAGCCGGUUUUAGAAAAAAAAACUGCACUUCUACCUCCACCUAGAGCCUGUUAUUUGUUUUGCAAAAAUCCACACUCAAUCACAGUCUGGUGCGCACUGACAAGUACAAAUUUUAUGAGCGGGUGCUCGGUAGUGGGGGAGGGGCAUGAGAGUUGUAAACAUUCAAAAUUUUGGCUGUCCCCUCAAUCUGUCAGACUUGCCAACUGCAGCUUUAAAUGACUUAGGGUUCUGAUGUCUAGGAAAGUAAGUACUAAGUAGCAUGUGACAUUAUGAACUGCUACCAAGUCUGUUCUCAUACUGUCUCAAGAGACCAAGAACCGCUCUCAGCUCUUAUCUGUAUGCUGUACGCAGUAUCUCAAGGGAAGUAAGAGAUUACUGGAGUUGGUCCUGGGGAUUUGAAGUUGAAGUUUUCUUUUUUACUGUACAACACUGACCCCUGCUGUUCAUAAAGUGUACAUGUAUUUUGAUAAAACAUAAUUUCUGAUUUA